AUGGACAUACAAAAUGAGUGCUUCAGUUUCUUAAAAAAGCUAACAUGUUUUUUUAAAAAGUAUUAUAAAGAUAAUGAUAAAAGUACGAAUGUGUUAAAUCCUAAUUGUAAUAACAAGAACAAUGAUGAAAAUGAUAGAGUAAAGUAUAGAACAUUAAAUAUUAUGGUUUCGUCUGCGUUAGUUUUGUGUGUGCUACAUCCAUUAGACACCAUAAGAACAAGAAAACAGAUAUAUAGAGUGUAUAAGAAUUCUUAUCCCUAUUACUAUAAUAAUAAAUAUAAUUUGUUCUACAUUUUAAGAAAAGAAAAAAUAGAAAGCAUUUAUCGUGGUUUAAUAGCUAGUUUAAUUACCACAGGAGCAUCUCAUGGAUUAUUUCGAUUUAUAUAUGACAAACUAAAUUAUCAUUUCUUUCAGAACUUUAAUGAUAUACAUAGCAUAAACAAUAAUAAAAAUUAUUCCAUUUCCAGUACAUGUAAUAUGUCCAGAGAAAAUGAACUUCAGAAUUAUUACAGUAAUAAUGCGAAUGGCCCCUUAGAACCAUACGAAGAAAAGGAGGAAAAAAAAAAAGUGGACCAAAUUGAGAAUUCAAGUUUUAUUCUAAGUACCAGUACUACUGCAACUUUUGCUACCACAACUGCUGCUAACUGUAAUAAUUACAAAAAUGAUAAUCCUUUAAGUAUCGGUUUAUCGGGUAAUAGACAUAUAAAUGAAAAGGAUAUGAAUUCAAAUACAGUUGAUAACGAUUUAGAAAUUAAGGAUAGUAAAAAUAUGAAUUAUUAUAUACUUACAAGCAGUCUUAGUUCAAUAAUUAGUGUCCUAUUUCUUCAUCCAGUUUGGCUAAUUAAAACCAAAAUAGAAUGCACAAUAAAUUUAAAUUACAAAUUUUUAAAUUAUAAAAGCAGAAUAACAAGUAAACACUACAAAAUAUUUGUACAAAAUAAUAGAAUGUUUUCUUAUAAAUUUUUAUCUAACAUAAUAAGGAUGUUAAUUUUGUCUGACAAAAAUUAUAGAAAGAGAAGUAGGAACUGUAAAAAAAUACGAUUACUAAAUAGCUGCAUACUGGAAUUAUAUAAAAAUAAUUUUAUAUAUAAUAAAAAUAUAAAAACAAAAAAAAAAUACAACUGUCUUUCUUUUAAAAAUGAUAAGAAAGUUUUUUUAAAUAAGAAUAUAAAAAGAAAAAUGGUACAUAACUAUUUAUUAUAUAAAUAUUACACUAUGUCAAAUUUAGAAAGAAAACGAAUCACAAAAAAUGAAAUUUCAAAUCUUGGUAAAAAAUUUUAUAGAAGGUACUUAUUAUAUUCCAAAAAUUUUCUGUCAAAUAAUAAAAUAUUGCAUCUUUUUAAAAGAGAAGAAAAUAAAAAAUCAGUUUGUGCUAUAUAUAGAUACAAAAACUAUUUUCAGUUUGUUCAUAAUAUAUAUAAAAAAGAGAAAUUUUUUUCAUUUUAUAAAGGUUUCUUAGCUUCCUUAUUAUUAACACCACAUGUUGCAAUACAGUUUUAUAUCUAUGAAUCGUUAAUGUACUAUUUCAGUUACGAGUACUUGAAUACCUUAUUUAUUGAAAAUAAUAUAAAUAUUUCAGCAAAUACAUUAUGUAAAACUUUGCCGUUCCUAUAUGGUGUUAUAUCAAAAUACACUGCUAUUAUUUUCACCUAUCCCUUAUAUACAAUAAAAAUGAGGCAACAAGUUCAAAUGAAAAAUUAUGGUUUUUAUAAUGUCCUAGUUAACAUUUUUAGAUUUGAAGGUAUAAAAUCUUAUUACACGGGUAUUAAUAUGCAUUUAUUAAGAAACUGUUUACAAAAUGGUACUCUUUUUUUUAUUUUUGAAUACUUAAAUAAUGCCAAAAUAUGA
Messenger RNA from Plasmodium malariae, 1848 nucleotides. RefSeq names its product mitochondrial carrier protein, putative. The transcript has a single exon. Lineage: Eukaryota; Apicomplexa; Aconoidasida; Haemosporida; Plasmodiidae. The record is from RefSeq and is a predicted model, not a curated record. Gene Ontology annotation, molecular function: FAD transmembrane transporter activity; folic acid transmembrane transporter activity. The coding region runs from base 1 to 1848 and encodes 615 amino acids. Gene Ontology annotation, biological process: nucleotide transport; folate import into mitochondrion.